UUGCCAUGAAAGAAAAGUUUGACAAAAGUCUUAAAGAUUUGCAUUUACUCUACCUCAAAUCGCCUAAACACAGUGAAUCUAGGCAUUCCGGUUUCGGGGAUAUCUCAACUAUAAUGAUUACUACUCUAACGAGAAUGAAAUGAGCUAUUAUGCUUUCUCAAUAUGAAGUCUUUUCCAUGAAGAUCAAAAGUGGGCAAUGAUUUGUAUUCUUUUGUGCCAUAAGAGUUCAAGAAACAAGCUCGAAGUUGAAGUCCAUGGUUUGGAUUUAGAUAAUCUGUUGGAGUCUUAGCAGCAGCCAACCUGCACCAUAUCAUCUUUGUUCUGCUGCUGUUGAUGUUCAUACGAGAAUAAGGAAAAUGUGCAUUUUUUAAGUUUGACAAGGAUAUAAUUCCUUACCUAAUUGUCUCUUCCUCACUGUAGGUUGGAACCUUGAAUGAGUACUUACGACCGAAUGCUCCACCGUAAAAGAAAAAGGGAAAUAUUUUACUUUUCUUCAAGCCCUACGAUAUUGAGAAAGCAAAGCUUCGGGUUGUUUGUGAAAAGUGCAAGGAAGCCAAUAGAAAUCUUGUUCAAAUUAAACAAAAUGACAGGGUAUACUCCUGAUGAAGAGACCAAUCUUUAUGAGGCACCAGCCAAGAAAGGUAGAGAUUUCUUGCAUUUCCUGCAAAACAAGAGGGUUCCAGCUGUUGUGGAAUAUGGUCACCAUUUUAAGCUGUUGAUCCCUAAGCUUGUAGCAUUGCCUUUCUCAUUUUAUGGUGUCAGAUGUCCUGGUCGUGAUGAGCCCUACUCAGAUGAAGCCAUAGCAGUAAUGAGACGAAAGAUCAUGUAGAGUGAUGUGGAGGUAUGGGUUAUCUUUGAGUUGCUUGUCUGCCAUCAUCUUGUCACGAUCUUCUUCAUGACUCACUCUCUUCUCUAUAAAAUACCGGCCAACAAUCUUGCUCUCACAUGUCACGGUUCUCC
Molecule: messenger RNA, 960 nt
Organism: Hibiscus syriacus
Lineage: Eukaryota; Viridiplantae; Streptophyta; Magnoliopsida; Malvales; Malvaceae
Product: ribonuclease TUDOR 1-like
Exons: 5
Coding region: 434-829 (131 amino acids)
Biological process (GO): mRNA catabolic process
Cellular component (GO): cytosol; nucleus
Molecular function (GO): nuclease activity; RNA binding
Source: RefSeq, a predicted model, not a curated record